ACCCUACAAACUACAAUUAUUCAAAAAUCAAAAGCAAAGGGUAUUAAGUACGUACAAUAAUAUCUAAAGUAGAGAGAGAGAGAGCUCUGGGAUGGAGAACACAUGGUAGACGGACAACAUAGCCAAAUGAGAGGCUCAGAUUCCACAAUAGGGGACGAACCCAACAGGAGAAUAGGCCACGGAAGGGUGCUGGAGAUCGAUUGUCCGGCGAAGAGAGAUAGGAUGGGAAGACUUUUUGGUUUUGUUUGGUUUCUAGAUGUGAGGAAUGAAGGUGAACUAGAAAGAAGAUUAAAUGAAGUAAGGGUAGGAAACCAGGUCCUACAAGCAAACAAACCAAGAUACACGAAGUGGGAUCGACAAAAUAAUCUGUUUCCUAGAACCCAUUUCGAGGAUGGUAACUGGAGACAACAAAGCAUCAAUGGUAAUGAUAGAAGACCAUCAUAUGCUGAGGUAGUAAAAACAACCACUAGUAGGAUGGAGGAAAGACCCAUCAAUGAAAGAAGGAAAGUAGGAAUAGCACAGAGAUAUGGAAGCAACAAUGACAGCAUCUACGGAAACCAGCAAAGGGAAUGGAAGCCAAAACACCAACACCAUCAUUGGUCAGGCAUGGAGUUGAACUUCGAUCUAGAAGAAUAUGUUUGGCUGGAAAAAUGGGUAUUCUUCUGCAACAUUAGACCAAUGGGAGGUAGAUUAGUGUUAUUAGAAGGCAAGGAUCAUGAAGAUCUGAAGGAGCUGGUAGAUACUGGAACAGACUGGUUGGGGAACUGGUUCGAAGAUGUGAAGCCGUGGACCCCCACUCUGGUAGCAACGGAGAGGUUCGCUUGGAUCCGAUGCCAGGGACUCCCAAUGCACGCUUGGAAAUUGGAGACCUUUCAAACAUUUGGAAGACUAUGGGGAACCUUAAUAUCUCUAGAUGAUAGCACCAUCAACAAGAAAAGAUUUGAUGCAGCAAGAUUCUUAAUCACCACACCAUCCACAGAAUCUAUAUCCAAGUCUAUCACAGUGAAGAUCAAUGGCGAAUUCUUCACACUUAAAUUCACAGAAGAGGAAUCAACAAAUAACCUCUUCACCAUGAGGUUUGAUAGAAACUUUCAUGCAACUAGAGAAAAGGAAGAUGAAGAAAACAACUCUUCAGAUAGUCAGAACGAGGAUGACUCGGACCUGGACAAGAACAUCUGGAAUCAAUUUGAGCUUCAGAUAGUGGGGGUUGAAAGCGAAGGGGCUCAGGCUUCCAUGGAGGAAGAUGCAGCAACACCAUACACGGAGGAUGGUAACAAGAAUGAGGUGGUGAGCUAUAAUGCUAAGGUGGUGAGACACAGUGCUGAGGUGGCGAGACAUAGUGUUGAGAUGGACAGACACGGCGACAAGGUCGAAGGUAACAAAAGGAAGAAGGUCAAGACAGUUGACGUAGCCAGUACAGAUACCGAGGUAGUUGAGGAAACAGAAGGGAUGGAGGAAAUCAGGACAGGGAUCCUUGUUUCAAAUUCAAAUUUUCAAAGAGUGGUAGAAUCAAGAAAGAUUAAGGCGGAUCCAGAUUUGGUGAUAAAUAAAGCUGAGCAACGGAUGUUCAAAAAUGGCAGUCAAUUGAGCACCAACGCAGACAUGGGCAGUCACGGCAAGUCUUAUCAAAAAAGUAUAAACAAAGCAGAAGAAGACAACAGGAGCCGCAGAGAAGCAGAAAAGUAUGCCAAAGAAGUUAGAGAUGGGCUACCAACAAAAGAAAUGGGUCCAGAAGAGAAUAUUGGGCUGAGGGACCACCAACCAACCGAAUUACAAGGGCCAACAAAUUCAAACCCAGAGGAGCAGAUUGAGAAGUCCAAUAACAGACCCAUAGCAAAGAAUAGGAAGUCAUCUUCUUCAUUUUGGGACGACCUUGAAAGUGAUUCAGGCACCGACCAAAAAUUAAAAGGACAGAGAAGAGUAGUUGUCAAGACAAAGAAGAAGGUUAUGUUCGAGAAAGACUCAGAGAAGUCGGUUGCAGAUGACUCGAUUAACGACAGCAACAUCCAGAACUGCAACAAAAACAUCGAGGUUGCUCAACCUACUAAUGGUGCAUUUGGAGGAAUUUUAAUAAUUUGGAAUUCUAAUGUUUUCAAGAAGAUUGGUUGCUUAGAAGGAGUAGGAUUCCUGGGAGUAGUGGGGAUAUGGGGAGUAGAAAACACCCCCUGCUAUUUGAAAUCUUCAGGAAAGGAGGGGAAAGGAGGUAUAAGUGUAAGGAGGGAGUUGAAGGAAUUUAACAAGUUUAUUGAGAUGAGUGGGCUGGUAGACCUCCCUAUAAUAGGGAGAAAAUUCACUUGGUACCAGUCGAACGGUAACUGCAUGAGCCGCUUGGAUAGAUUCUUAUUUUCUGAGGAAUGGUUGCUCAACUGGACAGAUUUGAAGCAAUGGAGGUUAGCGAGGUUACUGUCAGAUCAUUACCCAAUUCUGGUGAAGGAUGAAACACGUAAUUGGGGCCCAAAACCCUUCAAAUUUUACAAUGUGUGGCUGCAAGAUCCAGCAUUUAGAGAAAUGUUAGAGAAACAAUGGAAAAGCUUUAACAUCCAAGAAGAAAUGGCUAGACAAAAAUCAAGAAUGACGUGGAUGAAGGAAGGAGAUGCUAAUACAAGCUUCUUCCACCGGUGCAUCAAAAAUAGACGGAGAAGAAAUGAAAUUAACUCCCUAGUGGUCAACAGGAAGGUGUUGCAAGAAGUCAACGAGCUGAAACAAGGAGUGGCUGAUUACUUCAAGAAUUUAUUUGCAAAGGAAGAUUGGAAAAGGCCAGUCUUGGAGGGCAUGGGAUUUAACAAAAUUUCUGAAGCAGAUAAGGAGCUUUUAACUGAACCGUUUCUUGAAUCAGAGGUGAAAGCAGCGGUAUGGAACUGUGACAGUGCAAAAGCCCCAGGUCCAAAUGGUCUGAGCUUUCGGUUUUUGAAAGCAGAAUUGGAAGUGGUUAAAGAUGAUAUUCUGAAGUUUUUAGUGGACUUCCAUAAUAACAGCAAGCUGGUAAGGGGCUCCAAUUCAUCUUUUCUGGUAUUGAUACCCAAAAAGGAGAACCUGCAAGGUCUGGAAAAGUAUAGGCCUAUUUCUCUAAUAGGUUGCAUGUACAAAAUCCUUACAAAAAUCCUGGCCAACAGAUUGAGUAAAGUGUUGAAUGGUCUCAUAGGUGAACAACAAUCAGCAUUCAUUGGAGGGAGACAACUGUUUGAUGGAAUAGUCAUCGCAAAUGAGACGAUAGAUGAAAUCAGGAAGAAAAAAUUGAGUUGUUUCCUAUUCAAGGCCGACUUUGAGAAGGCUUACGACAAUGUCAACUGGGAAUUCUUAGAUUAUAUGUUGGAUAGGAUGAAUUUUGGUUUGGUAUGGAAGGGAUGGAUGGGAUUAAGACAAGGAGAUCCCUUAGCUCCUUUCCUGUUCCUUAUUGUUGCAGAAGGGCUCAACGGGAUCAUCUCAUCAGCAGUUGAUAAAGCACUUUUCGAAGGGGUCCAGAUUGGAAGAGGGGAUUUGAGAAUUUCCCAUUUGUAGUUUGCAGAUGACACAUUAUUAAUGGGGAAAGCAACAGAGGAAAACAUAUGUAUUUUGAGGGCCUUCGAAUUAGUCUCCGGGUUGAAAAUAAACUAUGGGAAAAGCUCCUUGAUUGGAAUCAAUGUCGAUGAUCUAU
This is a messenger RNA of Rubroshorea leprosula, 3634 nucleotides long. Lineage: Eukaryota; Viridiplantae; Streptophyta; Magnoliopsida; Malvales; Dipterocarpaceae. The record is from the annotation of a GenBank genome assembly.